Molecule: messenger RNA, 1437 nt
Organism: Dendronephthya gigantea
Lineage: Eukaryota; Metazoa; Cnidaria; Anthozoa; Malacalcyonacea; Nephtheidae
Exons: 6
Coding region: 28-1029 (333 amino acids)
Molecular function (GO): oligosaccharide binding
Source: RefSeq, a predicted model, not a curated record
AUCGCGUUAAAAAUUCUAAUCUCAUGGAUGUUUGGACUUCCUAGUUCAUCUCAAUGUGAAUUUCCUGUUAUGCGACAAUUUGGAUUGUUAGCGAUGGUACUGUCAGCAUCAAAUGCACAAGUACAACAACUACCUUAUUCCGAGGACGGCAAAUCUUGUACAUGGAGAAAUUUUAAGAAGAUAAUUGUUGGAAACAAAGCGAUACCUCCUUCAAACUUGAUCUCCAGUCACAACGUUCAUCACUUGGGAAAAUGUCAUCUUCUCUGCAUUGGUCAUGAUAAUUGCUUUGGUUACAAUUUCAGAGAAAAAAGCAACAUUUAUAGCAAAAACUGCCAACUAAGCAAAAGCACUGUAAAAAUGAACCAAACAAACGUUGGAAAUUGGACAUAUUACGAAGACGUUUUGGUCAGAGAAGGUGGUUCUAGUUGUCUUCACAUUAGGAAUAAAAGUGCAGGGUACUCAGACGGAAAAUAUUUGAUCGACCCAGAUGGAGAUGGCCAAGGCAGGUCAUUCGAAGUGAAUUGUGAUAUGACGUCAUUUGGUGGUGGAUGGACAAUGUGUUAUACAACAGACAGUCAUGUCAAUAUAAAGACUGAACUCACCACAACACCUGAACUGGGAUAUCGAGCAGACUGUAACAACAUUCCGUUCACUGAGGUGAUGUUUGUCGAUGAAGUAUCUAAACAAAAGGCAGCUUUCACCAAAGAUGAUGGUCCACCUAUCACAUUUGCUGGUAAUUACAAUAAGAAUGCAGGAUCAUAUGGCUUAUGGACAGCAAAUGAAGAUGGUGUGGCCACGACGGAAUACAAAUAUCAAAUGCUUAUUUGUGACACAUCCUUCUUUAAGGGUCUUCAUUUCUCUGGAUAUACCAAUAACUGCUACAAACGUUGCAAUCACUGGUGUGGUGACAAAUCGUCUGCAUAUUUUCGUACAUCUGUUGUCUCACGCCAAGACUACAAAGGUGUCGCUUUCAAUGAGAAUGGUCAUGAGCCAAAACCAAAUCGCCUGAUAAGUGUAGGAAUUCGCUAGAACUCGAAAAAUAUUGUAAAAUUCAACCAAGGGGUCGUGAAAAAAUGUAGGGUAUACGGUAACUUUGUACACGCCAAUAAAUGCGCACUAAAAUAUGCCGAACACUAAGUUCUUUCCAUUUAUCAACCUGGGGCAAGUUGUUCAAAACACAGCUAACCUAACCCAGGGUUAAUGCAAAACGCUUGUACAUAACGCUUAAAUAACCGGCCCCUGGCUUUUUGAAAUAGUAAAUAAUUACGUGCCUAUUGACUUUCUCGUGCGCGUACGUGAAAAACGCGUAACUGGUAAAAAACAUUUAGCAUGAUAAAUUACUGGAUGCUACUUAACUUUCCCAGUGUCUGGAUCAGCUUAAAAUUUUUUUCUCGCACCAGCAGCUCAUUCAACUUUCGUAAAAUUUUUAAACAUAAC